AUGGCCGUUUACGCCUACGGCAUCGGCCUCUUCCGUCAGGCGGUCACCAACUACACCAACCUCUUGGUAACGGGCGAGUUGACGCCAACCGGCCAUUCGGUCGGCCGAGACGCCGGUCUCGACACGGACUCGGCCGACGGAUCCUCCUCUCUCGGCCGGUUCCCGCAGCAAUGCAGCCCCGACUCUGGCCAUCAGUCCGGCCGGACGCCGGUCCUAGACGUCGGCCUCCGGACGGCCGAACACGCCGGACUCAACCUCUCGCCGGCCGUGCUCGCCGUCACCACAAAGUACUGGCAUCCGCCGCAGACGACAACAAUGCCGUCGUCACGGCAACUGCGCAAGACGAGCCAGUGUCGUACGGGCACGCCGUUGCCCAACGGGGCCGAAAGCCUGGUCGGUACAGGCCAUAGUGACCGGGACUCGUGGGCCCAGCGUCCCCUCGGGCCGGGCAGACGACGCGGCCGCAUCGACAGCCCCGACCUGCUCGGCGUCAGCAUCCUGGAGACGGGUGUGCUCGAUAGGCAGCCGGAGGCUGGCAACCUGAUGGGCGCCUCCUGCAUGAACCGGUUGCCCAUCGCGGCCAGGCCUCGAGCCCAGAGCUGCCUGUGGCCGGGGCUCGUCUCGACCGUCUGCUUCCUCGUGCUCUUCGCCAGCCGGGCCUGUCUCAUGGCGCCCGUCGUGCAGUGCUACUGGACCUGGGGCCUCCGACUGGCCGUCUGCUCCACGGUCGUCUCGCUGCUCCAUCUCGUCGCUUGGCUCGCUCUCUGGCUCGGCCUCUCCGUCAAGACGGCCUGGCGCUUUCGCCUCGUGCAUCUCGUCGACCAGCUCGCCUCGCCGUCGCCCUCGCCGUCCGGCCUCGCCGUCGCCGUCGCCGCCGCCGCCGCCGCCUCGCACUUGGCCGCGGCGCCAGCGCCUACGUCGGCGCCGGCGCCGGCCUCGGCCGCCGAGGCGAUGGGCGAGGCGGGCGGCCGCGACGCCGUCGCCGUCGCCGUCGCUCUGGCCCAAUGGGAGAGCCUGUUGCGUCAGACCGGCAGUCCGCUCCUGCUGGCCGGGCUCAACGGCCUGUUGGCCGGCAACCCGGCGGCCGCCCGGCUCCUGCUGCCGCUGCUCUACCAGCACCCGACAGCGGCGGGCGCGGGCCUGCGCCAAUCGGCCAGUCUGCACGGCUUCGGGGCGCCAAGCGGCGCCGGCGACUCCGUCUACGGUUGCUUCACGGAGAUUCUGCCGCCGCAGACGCCGGCCGGCCUUGGGCACCAACAACUCGGUCGUCUCGGUCCGCCCACCGUCUCGGACGACUCGGACGCCUGCGCCAGUCCGCCCCACGAACAGACGCCCACGCCGACGCCGACGCCCACACCCACGCUGACGCCAGCCACCGGCGGACAGUCCAAAUCGGCCCACCAACACCAACACCACAACCAUUUACACCACCACUCGCGCCACCAUUCGCACCAGCUUCAUCAACAACAACAACAACAACAACAACAACAACAGGCACACGAGCUGGCCGGCUCCGGCGGCGGACUGACGACGGCUCAGUUGACGAGCUACGUUCACCUGCAGUCGGCGCUGGCGGCGGCCGCAGUGGCUGCCGCCGGCGGCCUCGGUGAGCUCGGCUCUCCGCCGGGGCCGGUCAACUUCCGCUCGGCCCCGAGCGACGUCGGCUCGUACGAGACGGCGCCCAUCAACGUGGCCCUCUCGACGUCGCCCCACCUCGACCUGGGCCCGAGCAACGGCGGCCAACUGGCAGACGGCCAGUCGAGCGACGCCGGCCUCUCCUGCGCCCCGGCGCCCGGCAAGCCGGCCUCGGCCGGGCUGUUGCCCACCGACCCGGCCUACGCUACACUCUCCUCCCUCUCCGGUCACCGCGGGCACCACAACAACCACAGCAGCCACGGCAACCACAUUCAUGCGGCGGAUGGUUUCUUCGAGGUGGCAGCGCCUCGGCAGAUGCUGACGGCGUCGUUUUCGUCCGGCUCUGCGGCCGGGUUGGGCGCGAGCCCCACCGGCCUGGUGAGCUUCGGCAACGGCUCGAGCCAGUUCGGCCGGCGGCUCAACGCCUCCAGAGUGACGUUUCGCGAGGCGCGCGGUCUGACUCUGCCCUCGGGGCCGCCGGAGAUGAGCACCGAGUUUCUCGGCGCCGCCUCCAGCCCGGCCCAUGUCGGCUCGGCUGGCAACGGUCUGGCGGCCAACGACACGGCCAACGGCAGCAGCGACAGCGGCCUCUGUACCAACAUCACCAACGGUUCUGCGGGCUCGAGUUCGCGGGGCGGCGAUGUGACGCGCCUCUUCUACGAGGACCACCGGUCGGUGUACUCUCGCGAGAUGGGCCUCAACCAAGUGGGCCAGAUCGACGGUCUGUCGACCGGGCCGGCCGGCCAGACGACGGUCGGCUGUCUUGACGACCUGGAGACGACGACAGGUCCAUCGCGGUUCUACGAGAACCAGCACUCUCUGCUCGACCACUCGGACCUGGAGCCGGAGGCCAACUGGCCAGGCCGCAGCCGUCUCCUUGACGUGGCCACGGAUCUGACGAGUCGCGAGCCCAACGGCCGGCCCGUCUGCCGCGAUCUCGCCUCCUCCAGGACCGGCUCAGCCCAGCACCAACGAGCCCAGAAGACGCUCGUCUGUCCCGUCCGGCAGUCGCGAGCCGACGCCGCCGCGGAGCACCUCUGCAGCCAAGUCUAG
Protopolystoma xenopodis is the source of this 2688-nucleotide messenger RNA. The record is from the annotation of a GenBank genome assembly. NCBI's taxonomy places the organism in Eukaryota, Metazoa, Platyhelminthes, Monogenea, Polystomatidea, Polystomatidae.